GACGUCGCCUGGGUAUAAAAAAGGGAAGAAGUUCAGAUGGAUUAUACUCCAUGCAGCCCUCGGGGUUGAACUCAGUAAACAGGCUAGAGAGGAGGAGGGGAGAGUCGCAGGGCAGUCUCCUGCGAGCGCGCACACACAGCUGCCUUCGGGAAACGAGCAUUGCUAGCGCUCGGAUCCCCUUGAAAGUCUCGGGAAAGUUUCGGUCUCGUCCGUCCCCGCCCGCCCCAGCCCUGUUCGGGGAAUGCCUGCUGGUAUGUUCAGCAUCGACAACAUCCUGGCCGCCAGACCCCGCUGCAAGGAGUCGGUCCUGCUGCACCAGAGCGCCGCGCCCGUGGUGUUCUCCAACCUGCAUGCGGACUCCAUCUACGGCCCCGAGUACAGCGGAUUUUACUCCCGGGCGGUGGCCCCCGCUUCCAACCUGCCCGCGGUCGGUGGAUCUAGGAUUGCCUACAACAACUACUACUACGGGCAGCUGCAUGUGCAGGCUUCCCCGGUGGGUCCUUCCUGCUGCGGGGCCAUGCAGCCUCUGGGAGCGCAGCAGUGCUCCUGCGUCCCUGCCACAGGCUACGAGGGUACUGGCUCAGUCCUGAUGUCGCCUGUGCCCCACCAGAUGCUGCCGUAUAUGAACGUGGGCACCUUGUCCCGGACUGAGCUGCAGUUACUGAACCAGCUGCACUGCAGGAGGAAAAGACGGCACCGGACGAUAUUCACUGACGAGCAGCUGGAAGCUUUGGAAAACCUCUUCCAGGAAACUAAAUACCCAGACGUGGGUACCAGGGAACAGCUGGCCAGGAGGGUGCAUUUACGAGAGGAAAAAGUAGAGGUUUGGUUCAAGAACCGCCGGGCAAAAUGGAGAAGGCAAAAGAGAUCCUCUUCGGAGGAAUCAGAAAACGCACAGAAAUGGAAUAAAGCGUCCAAAACGUCCCCAGAAAAGAGACAAGAAGAAGGCAAAAGUGAUUUGGACUCCGAUAGCUGAUACCUUACAAAUGGACCCUUGUCGUGGACUGUGGGACUUGCACAAAAGGAUGCUACUUGCACACGCUCUGCCUUGUUGGAGGGAAAAGAGAUCUGUAUAUAGUGUACGUUGGCCGGAGGUGAUUUCUUGUAAAUAAAAGAUGUUGCGGAGGUGUUGCACAGGUAUACGGCGGCGCCUUUAUUUAUCUCUAUUUAUAAUCACUUUAUUAAAUCCGGUGCUGCGAACAUAGUUUCUAUAGCCUAGAAAAAGCAGCGCAUGCAGUUAUUUUACCAGAGUUUGAAUAGUUUGGAAAGGGUGCAAGUUCCCGUAUUGUAAAUGGGGCCAAUGGGUGACUUGAAUAGUCUCUAAAUUCAGCGUGUGAUAAUUUUAGCACUGGGGGAGAGAUACAAUUUUAAAAAAUAAAAGCAGAUUUUUUUUUUAAUCCAGCCCUGGG
Messenger RNA from Pelodiscus sinensis (Chinese soft-shelled turtle), 1409 nucleotides. It is a transcript of the gene GSC, whose product is annotated as goosecoid homeobox. Lineage: Eukaryota; Metazoa; Chordata; Testudines; Trionychidae. Gene Ontology annotation, molecular function: DNA-binding transcription factor activity, RNA polymerase II-specific; RNA polymerase II cis-regulatory region sequence-specific DNA binding. Gene Ontology annotation, cellular component: nucleus. Gene Ontology annotation, biological process: regulation of transcription by RNA polymerase II. The record is from RefSeq and is a predicted model, not a curated record.